Molecule: messenger RNA, 2638 nt
Organism: Triticum aestivum (bread wheat)
Lineage: Eukaryota; Viridiplantae; Streptophyta; Magnoliopsida; Poales; Poaceae
Exons: 19
Coding region: 2-2140 (712 amino acids)
Source: RefSeq, a predicted model, not a curated record
CAUGUCGCCAUUCUUCAGAGGUGCUGUUGCAGAAGAUUCAGAAGGUUCAGGGCCGGGCACACUCGCCAUGUUCCGCAACAAGGUCCUCGUGCGCGCUGUCCCCGUCACCUCAUCCUCCGCCCCGUCGCCGCCGUUCCUCCUCCGGCAGGUCUCCUUCUCCGCCGCAGUUCCAUCCCUCGACCUCGACAUCCUCUGCUGCAGGCUGUCCCGCCGCCACCGUCUCGCGUGCCUCCCCCAGUCCCCAGCCGACGCCCUCGUGGUCUACCAGAGAUGCCAGUCCCACGCGGCCGCCCAGGUGGCCUCCGAGAUCGCGGCUGCCUUCACAGGCUCCUCGGUUGGCGAGGAGGAGGAGGUGGUGUGCUCAGGCGCGCUGGUUGCAAAAGCGGUUGAGUGUGGACUGCGAUGUCUGAUGCUUGAGCGUGGAUGGAGCUUUGUCGGGGACAGCAUAUACGCCCAGUCGAUGUUUGCAGCGAGCGAGGAGAGGACUGAUCUCUGCGUGUUGAAUGUGGAAGUCAGAUCUGGACUAAAUGAUGAUUAUGAGUUUGUUGUCUCACCUGAUGCAUUUCGCUUUACUACACUUGAGAUCUCAGAUGUUGCUAGCUCCAAUGUGAUGGAAACGUUCCAACAUAUUAAGGAAGUAAGCUUGGAUGGUUAUAACCUCCAGACAGCUUGUGCAAUUCUUCCAACAUUACAAGAAGGCCAUGUGAUUGGUUUUAGUGAACUACCUCCUUCUGGACAGAUCUUGGACAGCUUUACAGAGCUUUGCUCAGUUAAGCAUGGUCUGGAGAUGAACUACAGUUACCAUGCAGCAGUUAAACUAACAUGCGGAGCUUCCUGCGAGAAUCAAUGGUUGCCUUCUCCAUUUGUCCUCCAAGGUCCGGGGCUUCAGCCUGCCCCAAAAUCUGUUAGAGCAUCAAAGGCAAUGUCUUCCAUGCGGUCCUUUAUAGAAUUGUUGAAAGCUUGGAAUUUCUUUGGUCAGAGCCAACUAGUAAUCAAGGAACAACUGGUAGUUAACUGCACGGCUACUCUGCCUACUUGGGAUAAAGCCACAAGUAAACUGGCAAUGCACACUGCAAGAACCGAAAAUUCAGAGGAUCUUCGUUUAGUUCGUCCAAGUUUUAUGGCCAAAGACCAAUCAUUGACUUUAGACUUCCGCACCCCAAAACCAGCUGUCUUUUGCUCUUUGGCUGCCAAAUUGUGCAAUACCAAAGUUGAGAUAGCUCAGUCUUUGGAUGAUGCUGGCACUGGCGAUGACACACAUUCCAUCAAGCAUGGUUGUCAAUCACAGUCUGUUGUCCUAACCAGUUCAUUCAAAUCGCAAAUAACAUUAUUGAAGCCUUCAUUUAGCAGAAGUAAACGAGCAGAUAAAAACAAAACAAGCUGUUCUUCUGAACAAUCUGAUGCUGAUAGUUCAAACAGAUCGAGUGAAACCAGCCUACCAAAAUCAUCACUUGGAAGUUUUCCUAAAGCAAGCCAUGCUAAUCCUGUCGAUUCAUCAAGUGCAAGUCUUCUCAAGGAAGUCAUUCAGACUUCUGGGAAUCCUAAAAGGAACCAUGCAGAGAUUCUAGAAAACAGUGGUGAAGGAGGAACUGUAAAAGUGCACCAAAAGGAUUGUUGUGAAAAGAGGAGCUUGGAUACGAGGAAGAUAUGUCAAUGCCCUUUAUUUAUUUUUCUCAUAUUAUUUGCUAUUAAAGAUUAUGCACCUAAUGUCCCGCAAGACACAGCAUCAGUACUAGAUAUUCAGAAGGAUGUGUUCAGAACAAAAGUAAAACCGACAAAAUCGAAGUCUAUGGUUGGCAAGAAUGAGAUAACUGCUGCUACAACAUCGAAAAGAAAGCCAGAAGUUGUCAAAGACGAGCUAACCAAAAAGGCAAUAGAUCAUCAAAAGGAUGUUACUAAAAAGGUGACAAAGGCAAAGCCAGGAAGUGUUAAGGAUGAGUCAACUUCAACAACAAAGACAAAAACAAAGCCAGAUGUUGACAAGGAUGAGUUAACUGCGAAGGUGAUAGAUCAUCAUAAGCGAGGUGAGCUGCGUCUGCUUACAGUUGCCGAUCUAAAGUGCUUUCUCAGUGCAAAAAAGGCAAAAGUUGGAGGUUCAAAGGAAGUGCUUAUCCAAAGAGCAACUGAACUCCUUUCUUGACAUAGGACAGCGCAACAACUUAUGGGAGCUACAUGCUACACAUAGUCGCCCGCACCAACCACGGAAACUGGUUUGGCCCUACAUUCUCGCUGGUACCACAACCGACCAUGGCUAGUAAAUCACAGAUAAUAUCUGAAUGAUAACAAACAGUUGUUGCUCCUCUAGGAGGGGAAAAUGGUGCUUGAUCAAGAUAAUGGUUUUCCGUGGACCAGUUCAAUUAUUUACAUAAUUAAUCUGUAGAAUUGUUGAUAUCAUAGUGAUGUUGCAUAUGCAUUGAUUAAGAUGGACGGCACCUAUUUCUGAGGUUUGCUAGUUACUGGUGCUCAUCACUGUCCAGCACACGUGGGAAUUUGAUAAAGAGAUGCAAACAAAGACACUAUCGGGCAUGGUGGACCAUGCGUAGAAUGUUCACUCAAAAUUCCAGUGAGGAUCUUGUACUUACUAGUUUUGGUGUCUUUACCGAGAUUCCAGACAACCAUCAGAACAUGUGUGUCAAGU